Egretta garzetta (little egret) is the source of this 4254-nucleotide messenger RNA. It is a transcript of the gene ANKRD50, whose product is annotated as ankyrin repeat domain 50. Gene Ontology annotation, molecular function: protein binding. The transcript is spliced from 3 exons. The record is from RefSeq and is a predicted model, not a curated record. Lineage: Eukaryota; Metazoa; Chordata; Aves; Pelecaniformes; Ardeidae. Bases 1 to 4254 code for a protein of 1417 amino acids.
AUGGCUCAAACCAGCUUGCUGCAGGGAAAGCCGUUUUACUGUAGGGAGUGGGUUUUCCACAAGCUUCAGCACUGCCUCCAGGAGAAAGCUAACUGCAGCAGUAGUGCUGCCAACAAACCAUCUCUUGUAGCGAAUUCUGGGAAUAAUACCGGCGUUGUCUCUGGGAAAGGAGCCGCCUGGGGUGUAUUGUUGGUAGGAGGGCCCGGCAGUGGGAAGACGGCCCUCUGUACCGAGUUACUGUGGCCAAGCUCACCUGCAAACCUACAGAGAGGCCUACACCGUCAGGCUCUGGCCUUCCAUUUCUGCAGGGCCCAAGACUCCGACACCCUGUGUGUCGGGGGGUUUAUCAGAGGUUUAGUUACACAAAUCUGCCGCGGUGGACUGAUCCAGGGAUACGAGGACAAACUAAGAGACCCCGCCAUUCAAAGUCUCUUGCAACCCGGGGAAUGCGAGAGGAACCCUGCUGAAGCGUUUAAAAGGUGCAUUCUGCUCCCUCUCUUGGGAGCGAAGCCCCCCCAGCAGAGCCUUUUCCUGCUCGUCGAUUCGGUUGACGAGGGCUGUAACGUUUCCGAGGGCGAACAGACUUCUACAAGUUUAUCCGGAACGAUAGCGGAGCUUUUAGCUGGCCACUUUGAGUUCUUCCCUCCCUGGCUGCUCCUCCUGUGUUCUGCCCGCAAGCAGAGUAAAGCUGUUACCAAAAUGUUUACAGGUUUUCGAAAAAUAAGUCUGGAUGAUCUGCGAAAGGCUUACAUUGUGAAAGAUGUGCAACAAUAUAUUCUGCAUCGUUUAGAUCAGGAGGAAGCACUGAGACAGCAUCUCACAAAAGAAACUGCAGAAAUGCUGAAUCAGCUUCACAUCAAAAGCAGCGGUUGCUUUCUGUAUCUGGAACGUGUCCUAGAUGGAGUCGUGGAGAAUUUUAUUAUGUUACGAGAGAUCCGUGAUAUUCCGGGAACGUUAAACGGCCUCUACCUUUGGCUCUGUCAGAGACUUUUUGUGAGAAAACAAUUUGCAAAGGUCCAGCCUAUUCUUAAUGUAAUUCUUGCAGCCUGUAGGCCGUUAACCACCACGGAGUUGUAUCAUGCAGUGUGGACCAAAAAUAUGACAUUGACGAUGGAAGACUUUCAACGCAAGUUGGAUGUCCUGUCAAAAGUCCUUAUUGAUGGGCUGGGAAAUACAAAAAUCUUAUUUCAUUAUAGUUUUGCGGAAUGGUUGCUAGACGUAAAGCACUGUACGCAGAAAUACUUGUGUAACGCAGCAGAGGGACACAGAAUGCUGGCAAUGAGUUACACUUGCCGAGCGAAGGAUUUGACACCGCUAGAAGCUCAAGAGUUUGCACUGCAUCUAAUUAAUUCAAAUUUACAGUUAGAGACUUCAGAGCUGGCUUUAUGGAUGAUAUGGAACGGCACACCCGUCAAAGACUCCCUGUCGACCUUAAUUCCUAAAGAACAGGAGGUAUUACAGCUACUGGUAAAAGCUGGCGCUCACGUCAACAGUGAAGACGACCGCACGUCUUGCAUUGUUCGGCAGGCUCUGGAGAGGGAAGAUUCCAUUCGCACCUUGUUAGACAACGGAGCAUCAGUAAACCAGUGCGAUUCCAAUGGGAGAACGCUCUUGGCCAACGCAGGCUACAGCGGCAAUCUCGAUGUCGUUAACUUGCUGGUUUCAAGGGGAGCAGAUUUAGAGAUAGAAGAUACUCAUGGGCAAACAGCACUUACCUUAGCUGCUCGGCAGGGACACACCAAGGUUGUCAAUUGCUUGAUUGGAUGCGGGGCUAAUGUUAAUCACACUGAUCACGACGGCUGGACGGCAUUGCGAUCCGCAGCGUGGGGUGGGCACACGGAGGUGGUUUCUGCGCUCCUUUAUGCUGGAGUCAAAGUGGACUGUGCAGAUGCCGACAGUCGAACGGCGCUGAGGGCAGCAGCUUGGGGAGGACAUGAAGAUAUUGUGCUCAAUCUGCUUCAACAUGGUGCUGAAGUUAAUAAAGCUGAUAAUGAGGGCAGAACAGCUUUGAUUGCGGCCGCUUACAUGGGGCAUAAGGAGAUCGUGGAGCACCUGCUGGAUCACGGUGCAGAGGUAAACCAUGAGGAUGUGGAUGGAAGGACUGCACUGUCCGUGGCUGCGCUUUGUGUCCCAGCCAGUAAGGGACAUGCCUCAGUGGUUAGUCUUCUAAUUGACCGCGGUGCUGAAGUUGACCAUUGCGAUAAAGACGGCAUGACUCCGCUGCUGGUAGCUGCUUAUGAAGGACAUGUAGAUGUUGUCGAUCUACUUCUAGAAGGAGGAGCCGAUGUUGAUCACACAGACAACAAUGGUCGCACGCCACUGCUGGCAGCAGCCUCCAUGGGCCACGCUUCAGUUGUGAAUACUCUCUUAUUUUGGGGUGCAGCUGUUGAUAGCAUUGAUAGUGAAGGGAGAACGGUUCUGAGCAUAGCCUCUGCGCAAGGCAAUGUCGAAGUAGUACGGACUCUGCUGGACAGGGGGCUAGAUGAAAACCAUAGGGAUGAUGCAGGCUGGACACCUUUGCAUAUGGCAGCUUUUGAAGGUCACAGGUUGAUCUGUGAUGCUCUUAUAGAACAAGGUGCUAGAACAAAUGAAAUUGAUAAUGAUGGACGUAUACCUUUCAUAUUAGCUGCACAAGAAGGUCACUAUGAUUGUGUGCAGAUAUUACUGGAAAAUAAAUCCAACAUUGAUCAGAGAGGCUAUGAUGGGAGAAACGCUCUCCGGGUUGCUGCUUUAGAAGGUCACAGAGAUAUAGUUGAACUACUGCUCAGCCACGGAGCAGAUGUCAACUACAAAGACGCUGAUGGCCGGCCAACACUUUAUAUCUUAGCGUUAGAAAACCAGCUUACGAUGGCUGAGUAUUUUUUAGAAAAUGGUGCAAACGUAGAAGCAAGUGAUGCUGAAGGAAGAACAGCACUCCAUGUUUCCUGCUGGCAGGGCCAUUUGGAGAUGGUACAGGUGCUGAUAACAUACCAUGCCGAUGUGAAUGCUGCAGAUAACGAGAAGAGAUCUGCUUUGCAGUCCGCUGCAUGGCAAGGUCACGUGAAGGUAGUGCAGCUUCUCAUUGAGCAUGGAGCUCUGGUUGACCAUACAUGUAAUCAAGGUGCUACUGGACUCUGCAUUGCAGCCCAAGAAGGGCACAUUGACGUUGUCCAGAUAUUACUGGAGCAUGGUGCUGAUCCAAAUCAUGCCGACCAGUUUGGGCGCACUGCUAUGCGUGUUGCAGCUAAAAAUGGACACUCUCAGAUUAUUAAGUUACUGGAAAAAUACGGUGCAUCUACUCUGAACGGUUGCACUCCAUCUCCAGUCCACACAAUGGAGCAAAAACCCUUACAGUCAGUCUCCUCUAAAAUGCAGUCGUUAACAAUGAAGUCAAACAGUUCAGGGAGUACUGGUGGAGAUAUGCAGCCUAGUAUGCGUGGCUUAUCUAAUGGGCCUGCUCACGCCUUCAGUUCUCCUUCAGAGUCACCUGAUUCUACAGUUGACCGUCAGAAGUCAUCCUUAUCAAAUAAUUCCCUGAAAAGUUCCAAAAACUCUUCUCUCCGCACCACAUCGUCGACUGCUACCGCUCAGACGGUGCCCAUUGAUAGUUUCCACAGCCUGUCGUUCACAGAGCAAAUACAGCAGCAUUCCCUGCCCCGCAGCAGAAGUAGGCAGUCUAUUGUUUCUCCUUCUUCCACAACUCAUUCCCUAAGUCAAAAUCAUAAUUCACCAAGCAGCGAAUUUGAAUGGAGCCAAGUCAAACCUAGUUUGAAAUCAACUAAAGCUAACAAAGGGGGGAAAACGGACAACUCCAGCAAAUCUGGGUCAGCUGGAAAAAAAUUAAAACAAAGUAGUUCCUCCCAACCAAAAGUGUUAGAGUAUGAAAUGACUCAGUUUGAUAAACGAGUACCUAUUGCCAAAUCUGGGACGAGCGUGCCACUGAAAUCAAUGCCGGCAGAGCCACAGUGCAAAAUUUUGGUCCCACCAGCUCAGCAAGAAGUUGGUCGAUCUCAGCAACAGUUCCUAAUUCACCAACAGAGUGGAGAACAGAAGAAAAGAAAUGGAAUUAUGACAAAUCCAAAUUACCACCUUCAGAGCAAUCAGGUUUUUCUCGGUAGGGUUUCCGUCCCACGAACAGUGCAGGAUAGAGGGCAUCAAGAAGUACUGGAAGGCUAUCCUCCCGCCGAGACAGAACUCAGCCUUAAGCAAGCCUUAAAACUUCAGAUUGAAGGUAGCGACCCAAGUUUCAACUACAAGAAGGAAACCCCAUUAUAA